AUGUCCUAGCAAACAGUAUUCAAGAGUCCAAAGCAAAGACAAGCAACAUCAACACCAAACAGCAAUACAUAUUAUCUUAAUUCGUAAAGAAAAUUAAAGUAGCCUGUAAAUGUAUUUUAAGCUUCUUUACAACAAGCAGUCUAUAAUCAAUUUCAUAUAUCCAUUCAAGUUAAGUAUUAAAUUAAACACCGACUCUAAAUGAGAUUAAACGAUUUAAAAAGGAACAUAAUCAGAUUUAAACUAUACCUCCUUCUUUCAUGGAGCUCUAUGAUGAAUUUGAGAAUAAUUACAAAAUUGUUUAGAAAAUUAAAACUGAUCUCAAUAUCUCAAUUGAUUUAAAGUCAGAUGAUUAAACAUAAUAGAAUUAUAUUACAUCUCAGAAUUCAAUAAAGAAUCCCUCUUAAGCUGAAACAAAAAUUGCAAAUUUAUAGUUUUGUGAUAUUGAUUAAGAGUUGAAUUAGAGAUUACAUAUAAAUCGCUUUAAAUUUUAUUAUUUUCGAGCUUCUAUAUCGAAAUAAUAAUCUCCUCUAUUACUAACAAUUUAAUUUGAAAAUCAAAUAAAUUCUGCAUAAUAUAAAUUAUAUCUUUCUACUUAGCAUGAAUUUCCUACUAAAUUUAAUGCAGAACAUAAUCUCACUUCAAAUUUUUGUAAAAUCUAUACUAGUGGUCAUGAAAGUACAUUUCAAGAAAACUAUCUUUAUAUAACCUUUUAUACUGAAAUUGAUGUAAUAGUAAAAAUAAAAAUAAUAUUUGGUCGAGUUUAAUAAAAUAAAUCGCCUAAAAAAGAAAUAAUAAAGAAAGAAUAUCCCAAAUUUCCUGGUUUAAUAUCAAAUAUAAAAAUUGAUUUAAUAAAAAGGAAUCUUGAUACAAGUUAAUUUUAAUUGACAAAAAGAUCAGAUCUAUUAGCUGGAUUACUUGUAAAUAUUAUAUAUAUAUAUUUUAAUAGAGUGAAAGAGAAUAGAAAAGAAAAUAAGUACUUUAAAAAAAAUAGGAGAUAGUUUGUGAAUAAAAGAUAAAGUUAAAAACAUAAUAUAGUGCAUAAAUGUUAAGAAAUGAUUAUAGAUUAUUUGAAAAGAUUUAUAAAUUAAAACUAAAUAAAAAGAUUUAAGGAGAAUUAUUUUGGGCUUAACUUGUAAAUUUAAUUAAAUUUAUUGCUUAGCUUAAAACUAAAUUGAUAGUAUUAGAAUUUUCAUAAUAUUUAGGAAUUUAAAGGUAGAAUGAGUAUUAAAGCUAAUGGAAGAAUGAAAGCAUUAAAAUGUGGAUUAAAUUUAUUGAUUUAUAUUAGAAAGUUUGGACCAACACCAGAAAGAAGAUCAUUUUGUAAAAGUUUAUUAGCAAUACAAAUGUUUACUGCUUAGAUACGAUUCUUAAGAAAAAGAAAAGCUUAAACAAUUGCUACUUCUUUUAUUAAAGAAUGUAUUUCAAUUAUACAUUUAGGACAUAGAUUACUUAAGACUAGACAUUAUGGUAAUAAUAUAAAUUUAUUAAUUUAGUAAUAAUUUUAUAGAAUAAAUUCAGAUUCUUUUAAAGAUAAAAAAAAAAAUAUUAUGAGGAAUUCUGGUAAUUAGUAAAUAGAAAUUACAAAGAAAUUAUGAAGAGUUUAACACAAAAUAAUCAAAAAACAAGAAAUAGAUAUUAAAAAUAAAUGUAUGCAUUUCAAAUAGAUAAUCAAAUAAUGCAAUUCUAGAUUGAUAAUUAUUAUCAUAGACAAAAAUAGAUAUGGUUAGCAUUUAUACGUCAAAAGAUUCAUGAUAAAUAAUUAACUCUUUAUUUAAAUGAUAGAAAAAGCGAUGAGAUUAGAAAAGCCUUGAUUAAGUUUUAAGAACCUAAAUUGUUCCAACUUCCACAAAUUAAUGAAGUAGCUGAAAUAAUUGAGCUUUAUGCAAAAAAUAAAAAAAUGAUUUGA
Messenger RNA from Paramecium pentaurelia, 1906 nucleotides. The record is from the annotation of a GenBank genome assembly. NCBI's taxonomy places the organism in Eukaryota, Ciliophora, Oligohymenophorea, Peniculida, Parameciidae.